GCGAGAGGGUUGUGGCCGAGUGAGGUGGCUGAGGGGGUGAGGCAAGCGGCGCGCGUGUUGGCGCCUCCACCACGCGGCGGCCGAGCGGCCAGAGAGCGUCAAAAGCGGCGUGCUCCGCGACGCCGCGCUUCCUCCUUGUCUCCUCGAUACCCUCUCGUCGGCGCUCCUCGCUCUCUCGCCGCGCAGCGCACCCCCGCCGCCGCAUAGCUCCUCAAAUCCACACCUUCGAGCCCGCCGGCUGCUGCUGCCCGCCAUGUUCCACGCGGUCCUCGACCCGUACUAUCUCGCCAUCACGGCGCUCGUGACGAUCGGCUGGCAGGCGGCCGGCUUUGCGAUUGCCUUUGGCCUGCAGAUCGACACCAUCACCGACUUCUGGAGCGCCACCAACUUCGGCUUCCUCGCGCUCCUCACGCUCAACCUCGGCGCCGCGUACGAGGCGCGCAACAUCGUCGCCACGAUCUUUGUGCUGCUGUGGGCCGUGCGCCUCGGCGGCUGGCAGCUCUUCCGCCUGCUGCAGAUGGGAUCGGACACGCGCUUCGAUGAGAUGCGCUCCAAGCCGCUUUCCUUUGCGCAGUUCUGGGCUGCGCAGGCGCUCUGGGUGUGGACUGUCUCUUUGCCCCUGACGAUCCUCAACUCGCCGGCCGUGUCGCGCGUGGAGGGCAACUGGGGCGGCGCACACGUCUCCUUUGGCACGGCGCGCGACAUUGUCGGCGUCAUCCUCUGGGCCAUCGGCUUCGGCGUCGAGGCGCUGGCCGAUAUCCAGAAGUACACGUUCAAGCAGAGCAAGCCGCCGCAGGGCGCCAUCACCGACAAGGGCCUCUGGGGUCUCUGCCGCCGGCCCAACUACUUUGGCGAGAUUGUGCACUGGCUCGGCAUCUACCUGCUCUGCAUCUCGCCCGCCUCGUCGCCCGACAUUUCGCGCCGCGGCCACGAUGCGCUGCUCGGCAGUGUCGUCUCGCCGCUGUUCACCUUCUGCCUGCUCAUGUUCCUGUCUGGCGUGCCGCUGGCCGAGAAGCCGACGCAGCAGAAGUACUACCUCAUGGCGCACGCGCCGCGCGACGGCGACGGCAGCCUGGAGCCGUUCGGCAAGCGGCAGCGCGAGGAGGACCCGUGGCGGCGCAUGCAGGCGUUCCGCAACCGCACCAGCCUGCUCAUCCCGCUGCCGCCGGCGCUCUACAAGCCGCUGCCGACGUGGCUCAAGCGCACCGUGCUGCUUGAUUUCCCGUUCUACAACUUCGACGAGCACAAGGACGGCCCCAAGGCGCUCGAGGAGGAGCAGAAGAAGCAGGCGCAGGACGACUGAGCGAGUCGAUCCCUCAACGUAUAAGCGGCCGCGCAUCGCAGUGCUCG
Messenger RNA from Tilletiopsis washingtonensis, 1350 nucleotides. Its product is annotated as DUF1295-domain-containing protein. The coding region runs from base 254 to 1303 and encodes 349 amino acids. Gene Ontology annotation, biological process: lipid metabolic process. Gene Ontology annotation, molecular function: oxidoreductase activity, acting on the CH-CH group of donors. The record is from RefSeq and is a predicted model, not a curated record. The transcript is spliced from 5 exons. Lineage: Eukaryota; Fungi; Basidiomycota; Exobasidiomycetes; Entylomatales. Gene Ontology annotation, cellular component: membrane.